This is a messenger RNA of Ogataea philodendri, 939 nucleotides long. RefSeq lists its product as uncharacterized. Gene Ontology annotation, biological process: regulation of exocytosis; Golgi to plasma membrane protein transport. Bases 1 to 939 code for a protein of 312 amino acids. Lineage: Eukaryota; Fungi; Ascomycota; Pichiomycetes; Pichiales; Pichiaceae. The record is from RefSeq and is a predicted model, not a curated record. Gene Ontology annotation, cellular component: cortical endoplasmic reticulum; plasma membrane; cytosol. Gene Ontology annotation, molecular function: phosphatidylinositol transfer activity. The transcript has a single exon.
AUGGUUCAAGACGGUCCAGUAACUCGGGCACCGUGCCUAAAUUCGACAUUGAAAAUUAACGGAUUUAAAUAUUAUUUAAUGGCUACUUCUUUGCAAAAAGAGACUCUUGAGAAAUUCAAGAAGCAGGCGCAGGAGGUGGUGAGCGAGGUCGAGUAUGACGAGUUGUUUGGCCACCAACUGAGCCACGGCGAGUUUUUCGACGAGAAAAUAUACGAGCAAUUGCUGGUUAAGAUUCUCACGGCUUACGAUUGGGAUUACAAGACCAGUGUUGACAACUUGGAGAAGAUAUUGGAAUGGCGCAAGGAAUUCAAUCCUAUUAGUGCUGCGUUUCUCGAAAACCACGACUCCAAAUUUGACGAUAUUGGGUUCAUCACCGUGAAUUCUGAGGCUAAACCUCUGGAGAAAAUCACCACUUGGAAUCUGUAUGGUAAAGUGACGGAUCCAAAGAAGAUAUUUGGCGAUCCCAAUGCGUUUCUAAGAUGGAGAGUUGGACUGAUGGAGCAGAGCGUUCAAUUGUUGGAUUUCGCUAGCCAGGAUAAUAACUACAUGGUGCAAGUUCACGACUACAAAGGAGUGUCUCUGUUCCAAAGAGACUCUGAGGUGAAGAAAACUACCAAGAAAGUGAUUGAGGUGUUUGGCAACUACUAUCCGGAACUGCUGUCCAAGAAGUUCUUUGUGAACGUUCCGUCGAUCAUGAUGUGGGUUUUCAAGGUGAUUACGGCUUUUGUGGCUGAGAAGACCAGGAAUAAAUUUGUCGUUAUCAGCAACGGGCAGGAGCUGUCAAAAUAUCUGGAUCCAAAGCAGCUGGGAACAGAGUACGGGGGGAAGGUCUCUGAAGGUACCAAGAGCCUGCGGUUUUUAUUCAAAGAGUCAAAGACAAAGUACACGCCGUACACCGCCCAUCUCGUGGGUAAAAGCAUUGCUUCCGAGAUUGAUUAG